ACUGUAUUUGAUUUUUGCUUGUACUUAAAUCUAUUUGUGACAGUUUUUUUGUUUAUUUGGUUGGUUGGUUAGAAGGGGCUUUUCCGUGUUGAACUCUUUCCCGACAGUCUUGAACGCCUCACUAACGUCACAUUUGCUCCGCCCCAUCAACAACAUGCGCGCUCUCCAGAAAUGACCUCUACCGAGUAACAGCGCGUCCCCGCGGCUCCACGGCGCUUCUUAGCAGUCGGAACUUCCCCCGGGACUUUAUCCAACUUAUUACAAACUCACGGACACACGAAAACAGAGCAUUUGGGAAACGCUGGAAACGACUCUGAAGGAAGUUUUUCGUGAUUUCUGCGAAGCUAAAGCGGGUUCCGGUGGCGAUUUUUGUUCCGUCAGGAAGUUUGACGUCUUCGCUUGAAGAUUUCUUGUUUUGUUUUGUUUUGGUGUGGACUAGCUGCGUGCGUAAACUUGGUUACUUUUGCUGAGAAAAAAAAGGAAUUUUAUUAAAAUGUUGGAAUUGUAGCUUGGCAGUUAGCAAAAGUUUGGAUUAAAUUCGUAGCUUUACGAAGUUUUAUUGAGAAACAUGAUUUACUCCAGCUUCUUGUGACAUGGCAGCUAGCUAACCAUUUGUUAAAGUUGUGUUUUUGCCCCCUGUUGUGUUUCAUUGUGAAGAUAAUCGUCAGUGACGUCGCUGAGUUGAAUUACUUCAUUAAUUAAAUACCUACAGUGGAAACAGGCCCUGAUUCUAACACGAAAGGUUUAUACCGAGUUUAAAUACCUCGCGCUCAUAAAGGAAAACACAUUUCCAUCCAAGAAUUUUUUUGGACCCAAACUUGGCAACACUGAGGAGGACCAGUCUGCAAGGAGAGACAUCCAUCAGAAACUACGGAAACCGUUUCCUCCAGAAGAAACUCACUCAUGGAUCUGAUCAAAGCCAUUCGGCUGCUGUUACACCUCAUCUGAUCGUUUUUAACAUUUGUGAGAACGGAGAACACUGGCAUCCAGUGAGACUUGUAAACAUGUUUUGGAAAUUUGAGUUUUCCAAAGAUCCCAGGCUGCAGCGGAGCAGGCUCUGGUUUCCGGGCUGCAGAAGGCACAUGUAGGAUUUUCCACAGGAGCGUUUGGUGUAUCCUCGUUUGGUUUUAACACCUGGAAAGACUUUUGGAGUGUGUUUGAUUUGGACACAAGCCGCCCCCAUCGCCUGGGGGGAAGGGGGGUCAGCCCCUUCCAUGAUGGUGCCUUCUCGGUCUGACCAAGACCACCGAUGGACCUGAGCUGUCAGGGUCAAAAAAGCACAGAAGUUUGGUUCCCAGUCCUUACAGGACAGGCCAUAGGUGGUUUGGCUCUUCGGGGAUAGAAGUCUGAAGACUGGUUUGUGGGCCCUGCACACAAAUACAGCCGCAAUGAAUGAGAGGCAGGCUCUCCACUCCAUAAUGAAGGACCUGGUUGCCCUCCAGAUGACACGGCGUCAGCCGGUGUUUUCCUACGACAGCAGCAAACCAAAGGCACCAGCACAGGCUAGCAGACAGGAUGAUGUCAGGAUUAAGUUUGAGUUCUCAGGAGAGAGGAGGAUCUUGAUGUUUGGGAGGCCCGUGCAGUUUGAGGACAUCCAGCAGAAAGUCAAGAGUGUGUUUGGCCAGCAGUUAGACCUCUACUAUAUCAACAAUGAGAUGUCCAUCCUGCUGAGGAGCCAGGAUGACCUGGACAAGGCUGUAGACCUGUUGGACAGAAGCUCCAACAUGAAGAGCAUCAGGAUCCUGCUUCUCACGCAGGAGCACACCAAUGCCCCCUCCCAUUCUCAUCCUGUACCAUGUAAGCAGGUGAGGAUCAAGUCUUCCCAGUCCGUUGGAGACGUUACUGCAGUGUUCCAGUCCUCCGAACCCAGGGGGCGUCACCUGUCAACAGGUUCUCAGAGCACAGGGCGAAGUUCACCGCCACCCGGGUAUGUGCCUGAGCGUCAGCAGAGGAUCGCCCGCCAAGGCUCGUAUACGAGCAUAAACAGUGAGGGGGAGUUCAUUCCAGAGACUAGCGAUCAAUGUGUUCUGGAUCCCUGGAGCAGUGCAGAGAACUCCGUUUCUGGAAGCUGUCAGUCUCUGGACAGCAACUCAGACAGCCCCUCACUGAGGAAGUCCCGGAUGCACAGAGCCAAGAGUAACCCAGAUAAUCGCCAGGAGUUCUCGGACAGAGAGAACCACGUGUAUGACAGGAUAGCAGGGAAAGGAGGCACCUAUCCCCGUAGGUACCAUGUUUCCCUGCACUAUAAGGACCACAGCGAAGGUCGGCGAACGUUUCCACGGAUUCGUCGCCCUCAGGGGAACCUUUUCACCCUGGUGCCUUCGAGGCGGUCGCUGAACAGCAGCAAGGAGAGUUUAGGUAGCUGGCAGCUGGUCGACACACAAGGCAGGGUGCAUCUGCAGGAUCGAUCCGUUCCUCAUAAGUCGCCCAGUGCUCCGGCCACGUGGCGUCGGGGGAAACUUUUAGGCCAGGGAGCGUUUGGCCGGGUCUACCUCUGUUAUGACGUGGAUACUGGGAGGGAACUGGCUGCAAAGCAGGUCCAGUUUGACCCUGAAAGUCCUGAAACCAGCAAGGAGGUUAGUGCACUGGAGUGUGAGAUCCAGCUGCUGAAGAACCUGCACCAUGAGCGCAUCGUUCAGUACUACGGGUGUUUGAGGGACCACAAGGAGAAGACCCUCACCAUUUUCAUGGAGUACAUGCCAGGAGGUUCGGUCAAAGAUCAGCUGAAGGCCUACGGAGCUCUGACGGAAAACGUAACCCGGAAGUACACCAGACAGAUCCUGGAGGGGGUGUCCUAUCUGCACAGCAACAUGAUCGUCCACAGAGACAUCAAAGGCGCCAACAUCCUGCGGGAUUCAGCCGGAAACGUUAAGCUGGGAGAUUUCGGAGCCAGUAAGAGACUCCAGACCAUCUGCAUGUCCGGUACUGGAAUCCGCUCUGUGACUGGCACCCCCUACUGGAUGAGUCCGGAGGUGAUCAGCGGAGAAGGUUACGGCAGGAAAGCAGACGUCUGGAGCCUGGGGUGUACGGUGGUCGAGAUGCUGACAGAAAAACCUCCGUGGGCUGAGUUUGAAGCCAUGGCGGCCAUAUUCAAGAUCGCCACCCAGCCGACCAAUCCGCUGCUCCCGUCGCACAUUUCCGACCAGGCGCGGGACUUUGUUCGCGGCAUCUUUGUGGAAGCUAAACGCAGACCCAGUGCGGAGGAGCUGCUCAGACAUCCCUUCUCCCAGAUUCUGUGCUGAGACGCAAACGUUGGAAGUCCCGCAGACGGAUCUGCAGCUUCCGUAAUCCGUGUGUACGACAGAAACGUGGAGGCGGCUUUUUAGAUUUUUCCCAACUUGGUGCCUCCUGAACACAAGUCCAGAUUAUGAUCUUCAAUGGGAAAUUGAUCCUGUAAAAGCAGCUUCCGUGGUCGCUUUUCGGGUUCCUUUCACUUCCGGCUGAAUCCCGCAAGAUGCUGGCAGCCAUUACACUUUUCACCUCGUGCACCCCCUAGCGGCAGCUCGCACACCCCCAGGGGUGCGCGCACCACACUUUGGGAAUCCCUGGUCUACGCAAAGCUGAAGUUUGCAGGUUCUCCAUUCCUCUGCUGCACAAAUCUCUAUCAUUUUAUAUUUUUUAUGUGUUAAUAUUAAUGAGAGUCCAUCAUUUCAGCCCCUUCAGAUUAGAGUACAUCCAGUUUAAGGAUUUUAAAAGCAUCACCUGUUCGUAUCCUUAGCAGCUUCACAUUUGACUUAUUAAUUCUAUGAAUUAUGAUUUUAAAUGAGCAAAUAAAAUUCCACCUGCAGUAUUUUGCGCUUACAGGACCAACACUUAUAGAUUGUGUUUUAUUACACAAGGAUAAAGAAUAUUACAUUAUAAAAUCAUUACUGGACAAUCUGAGUCCAUUCUCAAAAUGAGGACAAACUCGUGUAUGAAAAACCCAAAUUCUGUACUUUUCAGACAAGAUCUCCGUGUUUGAGGCUGAAAUCUGUUGUUGUUUUUGUUUAUUUCAUUCCCGACCAGUAGAUGGCAGUCAGAAAGCUUAAUCUUUGUCUCAUAUAACUAAAUAUUCCUACUUUAACGUGGUUUUCCAUUUCCAAAACACUUUUGGGGAAAUAUGAGGCUUCAGUGGGUUUCACUACAGAAAUAACGAUGCAAAGAAUGAAGAGAAUAGGUAAAUAAGGGUCAUUAAAAUCUUCCUUUUGUUUCCUCCUCUAUUGUUUGAUGCACUGUAACGUUUUCAUCUUUUUUUCUUCUCUUUAGUUUUGUGAUUUUCAGCUGACAAAGUGUAAAAACUGGGACGGAUAAAUUAAAAAGUUACAUUCAUCACAGACAGAUGAGCCUUCUUUUUUAGGAUCAUUUUAAAUCAGAUGCACCUUUUUUUUGUAAGAAGAACGUUUUGGGGCUUCACUUAAUUAGAUUUUUUUUUAAAUGUGAAAAUUAUUUAACUUAUGUCCCCAUUUCAAUCCAGUUACACUUUUAAGAAGACGCAUAAAUUAUAUUUUUAUAUUUCAACCAUUCAAAUCAGUUGAUGCUUUUGUUAAAAUCACAGGGAGCAGCUGGCCUAGCAGUGAGACCGGGGCAGAACGUGAACUUUGGCUGUCUGCUUCUGAUCCCAGUGCAGAUUUUUAAUAGAUCUUUUUCAUCACAUCUUUAUCUCUACGUUAAGAGAACGAUGCUGGUUCGAAAACUAUUCAUCUGUUUGCUGCUUUGUACGGAAGCCCAUUCCCGCCACUAAGAAUAAAAAAAAGUGAACUCAUAAUUAUGACUUAGGGUGCGUUCGAUUUUCCUCGGAAGUUGGAACUAGGAAUGACGUCACACCUGAGUUAACAGCGUUCUGGUGAAAAACACAUGAAGCUCAUCUUCAAAAAAAAUAUUCGAAGAGAGAUAAAGACGAUCCAAUCAAAACUACUGUUGUUGAUACGCAGAGCUGCCAUUUUGGAUCUCGAAGUCGGGGUUGUGAAAAUUUUGAGAGGGUGCUCUUAGCUAUAACACCCUCUUUGGUUCCAGAAUGCUAUCAAGUCUGACAACUAGAAGGAAUUGGACUGACUCUGGAAUGGGCGGGGCUGACUCUGGAAUGGGCGGGGCUGACUCUGGAAUGGGCGGGGCUGACUCUGGUGCAGCUCCGCCUUUGUGGUUCUGCAGCAAUCACCACUUGAAAAUUUUCCGAGUUUCCAACUUCAUUUGAUUUUUCCUAUUCGGAGGUGGGGAUUUCCGAGUUCCGAGGACAAAUCGAACGCACUAUUAGUAUCUCAUAAUUAUGAGAUGCGUGUUUUUUUUUUUUUUUGAGUGGUGGGAGUGGGCUUCCAUAGGUUUGACACAUUCAUGAAGAUAUCUGACCAAAAACUAAGAGUUCAGCUAUUUUAUGCCAUAUAUGUGUAGUUUUAAAACAUUUUAGGGGUGUGAUUGAGCCAAAGAGGAGCAGGAUCAGAGCUGGCGUCGUGUCAGAUUUUGUUGUUCAGCUCACGUGACGACUUUGUUUACCCCGGGGUUUAGACGACACGCUCGCCUGUGUGGAUUUCUGGACAAAGGGCUCAGAUAAGAAUGUUUUUCUGAAGCUGUUAAACUUUUAAAGGCAGCUAAACUCAUUUCAGCAUUAAAAAGAAACAUCUAUUUAAACAGAGAAUCCCUGGGAUAAGCAAAGGAAAACCAACUAGUUGUUAGUCUUUAUAUCUGAAUGUACAUUAUUAUUAGGACAAGACUUGCAGUGCAAAGUCGAAUGUAUCAGAGAAUGGUAUAUUUUAUAUCUAAAUGUCAUUUGUGAAAAAGAAAUGAUUUUAAUUAUGACUACUGUGUCACAUGUUUGUGUGGACAGCAGAGGCUUUUCCAGACUCGAUGAAAGGAAGACUGAGCUCACUGUUGGCUUAAGAAGCUGCUUGAUUGAUGCUUUUUCACCCUCUUCCCGUAUUUUCUCCUGUUCUCUCCAUUCACUCUGACUGUUGAAAUGAGGGAAAACAGGAGGCAGCCACAGGAAGAAGAGGUUUUUAUGGCUGUGGCUGCCUGCGAGCGGAGAAAAUGGACUGUAUCAAACAAAGACCUCUUUUAUUUUUUUAAAUGCUGCAUUCAGACGUUCUUUGUCAGGUUUCAUUGUAUUUAAAUUUAUGGAAUUUAAUUAAGACACUUAAAUGACUUCAGUUUCAUGUUUUAACCUAAAGAAAAAUGUUACCAAACAUGAGUAAAGGUUGUGUUUGCUUC
Messenger RNA from Nothobranchius furzeri (turquoise killifish), 6177 nucleotides. It is a transcript of the gene map3k3, whose product is annotated as mitogen-activated protein kinase kinase kinase 3. Gene Ontology annotation, molecular function: protein kinase activity; protein binding; ATP binding. NCBI's taxonomy places the organism in Eukaryota, Metazoa, Chordata, Actinopteri, Cyprinodontiformes, Nothobranchiidae. The record is from RefSeq and is a predicted model, not a curated record. Gene Ontology annotation, biological process: protein phosphorylation.